This is a messenger RNA of Gekko japonicus, 1191 nucleotides long. It is a transcript of the gene VAMP8, whose product is annotated as vesicle associated membrane protein 8. Gene Ontology annotation, molecular function: SNAP receptor activity; syntaxin binding. The coding region runs from base 84 to 392 and encodes 102 amino acids. The transcript has 3 exons. NCBI's taxonomy places the organism in Eukaryota, Metazoa, Chordata, Lepidosauria, Squamata, Gekkonidae. Gene Ontology annotation, biological process: SNARE complex assembly; vesicle fusion; vesicle-mediated transport. Gene Ontology annotation, cellular component: plasma membrane; SNARE complex. The record is from RefSeq and is a predicted model, not a curated record.
AGUAGGAAGUUUCGGGCCAGUUGCAAAGUUCCAAGGAGCGGCUGCCGGGGGGCCUCCGGGGCGAGCCAGCAGAAGACGGCCACAUGGAGGCCGACAGCAGAAGCGGUCCCGGGAUGGCCAACAACCAGGUGAAGAACCUCCAGAAUGAGGUGGAAGGUGUAAAGAAUAUCAUGACACAGAAUGUGGAGCGGAUUCUGGCCAGGGGAGAGAAUCUCGACCACCUACGCAAUAAGACAGAGGACCUGGAGGCGACGUCAGAACAUUUCAAGACUACCUCGCAGAAGGUGGCACGCAAAUACUGGUGGAAGAAUGUCAAGAUGAUCGCCAUAAUAUGCGUCAUCGUUGCUAUCAUCCUUGUUCUGAUUAUCCUCUUUGCUACUGGCACGAUCUAAACUUAAGCCUUCUUCUUAGCCUUGGAUGUUCUUUGUGUCUUCUGUACCACCUUCUCCCUUACUUGCUGAAAUUUCUAACUGAACCACUUGGCUGAGCGCUGCCAUCAAAGGGCUUUCAGCGUUCCCUCAGGAUACCACCCCUCACUUGCGUCCACGUUGUGCAGAGGGGUAUCCCAUCACCCUCCCUGCUGUCCUACUUUUCCUUUCCUCAGCCUCACAAUAACAAGGUGUACUGCUAGGCAGGAAUAAUAUCUCUUGCACCCAGGUAGGUUUUCAAAGCUGCCUGGGCCUUGCUGAGCAAUAGGCUACAGAUUUGGUGGGGUGUUUUUUUGGUGCAAGCUGUUACUGCUGAUGCAAGUCUAUGUCAAGCAGUUCUGUUCUCUUCCCUCCCCCCUUCCACCUUGGCAUAUCCAAAUUCUGAUUCUGUGGAUUAUAAUCUAUCCCCAUCCUUUACCAGAAGGCCUGUGUAUAGAUCUAGUAUCCUAAAUUUUGUGUCUAUGGGUGGGUACCUGUAUAGAGUUGCUGUCAUUAUGGUGGAGUGGGGAGGAUUUCUGUCUUUCAAAAAUAAAAAUGGGAGGGCAUUACUGAUUCAUGUCUGUUUUCUGGUCUCUUGUGAACACUUUGGAGGAGGCUGUUUUUAAAAAAUGUGGGAAGCUGGCAUCUCUUGUCUCUUUCUUAAAGGUGUUUUGGAUUCCUUCUUCUUCCUGAGUGGCAUAGAGUCCUGGAUCUUGAUCCCUAAGCAGUGAAAGAGCAGGUGUUUCUCCCAGGAUUGCAACUAUCAUGGGAGAAGUUAUUUUUU